This is a messenger RNA of Homalodisca vitripennis (glassy-winged sharpshooter), 2194 nucleotides long. Its product is annotated as sushi, von Willebrand factor type A, EGF and pentraxin domain-containing protein 1-like. The transcript is spliced from 11 exons. NCBI's taxonomy places the organism in Eukaryota, Metazoa, Arthropoda, Insecta, Hemiptera, Cicadellidae. Gene Ontology annotation, molecular function: calcium ion binding. Bases 1 to 2043 code for a protein of 680 amino acids. The record is from RefSeq and is a predicted model, not a curated record.
AUGUUCAAUGUUCACCCGUCGGACAGCGUGCAAGUGUUUGAUGGCACCAGCACUAGUGGUCUACGCUUGCACCCAGGCAAUGGGUUCUCAGGCUCCGCAGUACCCAAGAUCACGCUCACUGCCUCCAGUGGUACUAUGCUCGUACGGUUCACCACUGACGCCCUCCACAACAGCAAGGGCUGGCACGCAGAACUGCCCAGUGCUGAGGCCGGGAGAGGGAGCUCUAGCCUCGAACAGGGAUACAGCGUUUGGCACCGUUGUGGUGUUCACCUGUCCCGAUUGGCCAGGAGUUUUGCGACUGGCACGAGCAAGAUCACCACAGAGUGUCUUCCAGGAGGCAACUGGAGUGUCUCGUACAUCCCGAGGUGCCAGGAGGUGUACUGCGGCCCUGUCCCUCAGAUCGACAACGGCUUCUCUAUAGGCUCCAGCAACGUCACGUAUCGAGGAGAGGCGCUAUACCAGUGUUACGCUGGGUUCGCCUUUCCUUCCACUCUGCCUUUUGAGAAGGUUUCCUGUCUGGCUGAUGGCCGUUGGGAGCGAUUGCCCACCUGUCUCGCGUCUCAGUGCCCUCCGCUGCCCGAGACUGCCCAUGCCAACUCAACAAUCCUCAAUGGCGGUGGUCGCAGCUAUGGAACUAUCGUACGCUUCGAAUGUGAGCCCGGCUACGUCAGAACUGGCCACCCGGUCAUCCUCUGCAUGAGCAACGGAACCUGGUCCAGUGCUCCACCAACUUGCUCAAGAGCAAUGUGUCCUAAGCUACCGGAGAUCGCUAAUGGAUUUGUCAUUGAGGCAUCUCAGAGAUAUUUCUUCGGUGAUGAAGCUCGUGUCCAAUGCCACAAGGGCUUCAAGCUGGUCGGAGGUUCUAAUAUCAUUCGCUGCGGUCCCGAGCAGACGUUCCUCAACCCUCCAAAAUGUGAAGACAUCAAUGAGUGCGCUAGCAGCCAGUGUGAUCAGGCAUCCACAGAGUGCAUUAACACUCCCGGCAGCUUCUACUGCAAGUGCCGCAGUGGCUUCACAACCACCAUGGACUGCAGACCUGUAGGCGACCUGGGCCUCACCUCCGGCGGUAUCCCUGACGAAUCUGUUACAGUUUCCAGCUCGGAAGUCGGAUAUCCUAAAGAGUUGAUCCGGCUGAACAGUGGCGUUGGAUGGUGUGGUACCAAUAUCGAACCAGGGUUCAACUGGGUUCUGCUGGACCUCAAGGCUCCUACCAUAGUCCGAGGGUUCCGUACCCAGAGCGUCCAACGGUCAGAUGGGAGUCUGGCCUUCACAUCAGCCGUUAGAAUACAGUACACCAACAACCUAACAGACGUCAUGAAGGACUACACCAACCCUGAUGGAACUCCUGUCGAAUUUAGAAUCCUCGAACCGACUCUUUCCGUGCUGAACUUGCCUGCUCCGAUCGAAGCUCAGUACAUCAAAUUUAAAAUUCAGGAUUACAACGUCGCGCCCUGUCUCAGACUGGAAGUGAUGGGCUGUACAAGACUAGAAUGCUCUGACAUCAACGAGUGCGCCACCAACAAUGGUGGUUGUGAUCAGAAGUGUAUUAAUAGCCCCGGGAGCUACGGAUGUGUCUGUAACGUCGGCUAUGAACUGUUCUCCUCCAACGGUACAGCUGGGUUCAACGUGGACAAGGCUGAAUCUGGCGAGAAGGACGGAGACAUCUUCCAGUACAACAAGACCUGCGUGCCCGUCAUGUGUCCACCCCUGGAGGCUCCAGAGAACGGCAUCAUUCUGACCACUCAGGAGUCCUACCACUUCGGCGACCUCGUCAGUUUCCAUUGCCACUUCGGCUUCGUGAUGGCCGGCUCCGCCUCGCUGCUCUGUACGUCAGGAGGUGUCUGGAACGGAUCUGUGCCGGAGUGCCAGUAUGCCAAGUGUGUGAGUCUGCCCGAUGAUGUAGAAGAAGGACUCUCAGUCCUGCGCUCAGACAGGGAAAGUGUCCUUGUACCGUUCAGAGAGAAUGUAACGCUCAAGUGUAGCAACAAUGGACGUCAGCUCAGAGGCAACCGCAACGUCAAGUUUCCGACAGUGCGUUUAUGAUCCUAAGCCUGGCUUCCCAGAAUACUGGCUCUCCGGAAGCAGUCCGGGAUGUCCCAGAGCAGACUGUGGUCUACCGGUACCCCACUCCGGGAGCCGAGUACGGUAACUACGUGGACACACGCUACCAGUCCUCAUUCUUCUUCGGCUGCCA